Belonocnema kinseyi is the source of this 2384-nucleotide messenger RNA. It is a transcript of the gene Pus7, whose product is annotated as pseudouridylate synthase 7 homolog. The record is from RefSeq and is a predicted model, not a curated record. Gene Ontology annotation, biological process: pseudouridine synthesis. NCBI's taxonomy places the organism in Eukaryota, Metazoa, Arthropoda, Insecta, Hymenoptera, Cynipidae. Gene Ontology annotation, cellular component: nucleus. The transcript is spliced from 8 exons. Gene Ontology annotation, molecular function: RNA binding; pseudouridine synthase activity. Bases 308 to 2272 code for a protein of 654 amino acids.
AACAACCGUAGAAGUGAAAGUUUUCGUCGGGUGCCGCGUUAUAUUUAACGAUUGGGUUUAACGGCAUUGAUCCAUGUUUACAGAUUAUUUCAUCAAUAUAUUUUUUGGACAUUGAACUUUUUGGAUUGUCGCCCUGAUAAAACUACAUUUGAGGCCAAGUGUCGUAAUCUUGACGGAGCCAUUGAGGGCCAUGUUGCCGGAAUUUGUUCUCAAAAAAUUCAUAUGGAGUUUAACCCCUUGAAAUAAGGUCUGCUGGAUUUUCAUGUGUGCCGACAUGUCUCCAGUCAUGUGGAUCAAAAAAUUAUAAAUGCAGAGUCUCGAAGAAAAUGUCGAUAUAUCCACCAGCGAUACUUCGUCUUUUCCAAAAGUGUCAGACUUGACCAAAAACAAAUUUUCAUCGCAUUAUGGUAGAGGAGCUUACAAAAGAUAUCAUCAUAAUCAAGACAAUUCUAAAGGAAAACGAAAGAAAUUUGAAGUCGGUAAACGUCUUAAAGAAGUGGAUGUGGGUAUUACAGAAUAUUAUUUUAAUCAUGAAGGAUUUUCUGGUACCAUAAAAGAAAGAUAUAGUGAUUUUCACGUUCAUGAAAUAGCUCCUAAUGGGCAAAUCGCAAAACUCAGUAAUCAAGAACUCCCUCCGGAGUUGAAGGAUCUUGAAGAUCUGGAGAAAAUUUAUGAGAAUGUUCCAGAAAGUGUGCAAAAACAGAUUCAGUUAUUGUCGGUGGAUGAUUCUUUGACUUCUUCUAUAAAGAUUGAUGUGACAAACAUGAGUAAAGAAUAUCGCAGAGCUAUUCAUGUAAUGGCUAAAACGAUUCCAAAUCUCAUUAGUAGAACUGAAACAAAUGAGGGGGGGAAAAUGAUUACAGUAUCAAAAGUAAAGUGUAGGGCAGAUCGUUCUUCGAAGAGUGAUAGACGGGUUGAUUGGUCGAAAAGAGGUGGUGACUACUGCCAUUUUAUUUUGCAUAAGAUAAAUAUGGACACUAUGGAUGCAUUGAAUCGAAUUUCUAGUUUCCUGCGCCUCAGAGCUAAUUCUUUUUCUUAUGCUGGUACAAAAGAUCGACGAGCAAAAACAACCCAAUGGGUUAGUGUCAAGAAAAUUGAUCCUAAGGACAUUCUUCGAGCGGCAAAAUCUGUGAGAGGGUUGUUCGUGGGAAAUUUUAAGUUUGAUGCAUCACCACUCAAAUUAGGAAGGCUAAGUGGAAAUCGGUUCACUAUUGUAUUGAGGAAUGUUGUAGACAGUGCUGAAAAAAUUGAAAAAGCAAUGAUUGCAUUAAGGGACAAUGGUUUUAUUAACUACUUCGGCUUGCAACGGUUCGGAACUAUAGCAGAUAUUCCUACUCACGAAAUCGGUAGAGCUCUUUUGCAGGGUAAUUGGCAGGAAGCAAUACAUUUGAUAUUGAAGCCAAGAGAAUGUGAGCAGGACAAACGCUUAGUAGAAGCUAGACAAAUAUAUAAUGAAACUGGAGACCCAAAAGCAGCAUAUAAGAAACUCGACAGAAUCGAUAAAAUAGAAGCUAAAAUUCUUUCUGCAUUGCAUCUACAUGGUAAUAAUAAUCCACAAGCAGUGUUAAGUGCCGUUUCUAGAAAUACCAUCCUCAUGUAUCUUCACGCAUAUCAAAGCUUCGUGUGGAAUCAGGUUGUUUCAAAAAGGAUUAGUGUGUACGGGAUAAAGCCCAUCAUAGGCGAUUUGGUGUACGCAAAUCCUAAUACUGACGAAAUUAUUGAAUCCAGUUGCUUGGAUAAGCCUGAGUCUCCCGAAGAAUGCGAUACCAUGGAAACUGAAGUACAACAUAAUUUACCUAAAGUGAAAAUUUUAAAGCAGGAUGACCUAAACAAUUUCAGUUUAGAACAAGUCAUUAUGCCACAACCUGGAUGGAAAGUUGUAUACCCUCCUUACGCAUUGUCCUGGUACAAAGAAUUUCUAGGCGAAGAUGGAUUAACGACAGAUUUGAAACAGAAAAACAAGAAGUACACGCUAGGCGGAUCUUAUAGAAGAAUAAUACAAGUUCCACUUAAUUUGACAUGGAGCAUCGUCCAAUACAAUGAACCAAAUGAAGAUUUGGUUGCUUCUGACAUCGAUGAAGUAAGGGAAGUACAAUCAUUCAAAAGUUCACCAGGUGGGAAAUACAAGGCACUGAUUAUAGCAAUGGCACUUCCGUCAUCUACAUAUGCUACGAUGGCACUACGUGAAGUAUUGAAAGCCGACACAUCUGCUGAAUCCCAAGCUGCACAAUCUGCGAAAUAUCACGAGCCGGAGAAUAAUAAAAUUGAUUAACUGUUGAUAAAAUAUAAGCAGAUAAAAAAUAAUGUUAAAAAAUUUGUAUUCUCGUGUACUAUGUAAAUAUAAAACAAUAGAAUUCAAUUUACGUCUGAAUAGCCAAAUUAAA